GUGCUGGUGCCCGCCAGAGAGCGAUAGAAAAUGGCGAGUCUGUGCAGGAGGCAGCAAUGCACAAUCGACAGGCGCGGCUUUCGGCAGGAACUUGACUCGUGGCGACACAAACUCAUUCACUGUGUAGGUUUUGAAAGUAUUCUUGAAGGUCUGUUUGGUGAAGAACUAGUAGAAGACCUGAAAUUAUUUAAAGACUUUGAACCUCUAGCAGUGUCUGAUUGGUCAUUCGAUGAAAACUGUCUGUUCUGCUGUUUGAGAAGAGACAAAGUAAAAGAACACUUAAUUGGCUUAAACAACAAGGGACUUGAAGAUACACCCAAGCCCCUCCCCUUUAAAGAUCACAUCACAAUCAGCAGACUCGAGAAACAAGCCGAGGAAUUUCUCAAUGCAGUCCUCUGCAGAAAAGAUGUGCCAAAUUUCUCAGACCCACACAUUCCAGUAGUGGCUCGAGAGAUUCUUCAGAGAAUGAUCAGACAGUUUGCUGCCGAAUAUACCUCAAAAACCAGCCCCCCUCAGGACAGUCGCCCAGAUUCCCAGCCUCACUCUGACCAAAGCCUGCCAGCCCCACCCUUGCUCUCAGGGGCUCCUCCUCCACCGACCAGCCCUGCUGCCACCCUGGCUGGGCCAGCACACAACCAGAACCCCGUCCUUAGCAAACUCCUCAUGGCUGACCAGGAUGCUCCUCUUGACCUCACAAUCAAGAAGCCCCUGGCUGAGCCCAGUGAACAAGAUGGAGUCCUUGAUUUGUCUCUAAAAAAGAAUCGCUACUGCAGCAGCCUGCCUGUCCAUAGUCCCAGCCUUUCUCCAGCCGCUACCAUGCUGAAGGGGCGAUCCUUGAGAGCGGACGGACAAGUCGGGCUGUUUAUGAGGAGCCUACAGGAUGGGAGGAGGAGGGAGAAUUUCGGCCACUCCACCUGUUAUAAGCCUUCCUCGCCUCUUGCAUACUCGCUGCACAUCAAAGAGGAGGCCGAUCUGGAGAGCGACCCAGAGUCACCUCUCAGCCAUAACCACAACUCCAGCCCCAGUGACCUUUUCAGAGAUGCAUCAGCUUCCUGGAAUUCGAAAACUCAUAUUGGGGCCCUACUCAAACUGAAAACCAGCAAUGAAGCUAGUGAGCACCUUAAAGACAUACCCAGGUUGUUGGAAGCUGCUGGACUUUUGACAAAGUCACUUGCCUAUGAGAAAGGAAACCUCCAGGAGGCCUGCAGGGAUCACAGCUUUUCCCUUUCUCAUUCAUCAUCUUUUGACCUCAAGAUACCCCAGGUGCGAGUUUUGGCCACAGGAACUGACACGACUUGGGAUUCCAUUUCCACCGAAUAUUCAGGGUCACUUUGUGAGAAUGGUCUGAGAAAGAAGCUUUCUUCCAUUCUACCCAAACAGAUCCAGAAAAAGAGCAGAGGUUUUAAUAGCUCAGGUUUGGAGAAGGAAUAUUGGCCUUUCUCCGCUGACCGCCAAGCCUUGGGGGCAAACUAUCCUAUGGAUUCAGAGUCGGAUCUAGCUAACAAGCAACCGAGGAAGAAACGGGGACGUUAUCGACAAUACAACACUGAGCUACUGGAAGAGGCUAUUGUGGUAGUAAUGGGUGGGAAAAUGAGUGUGUCUAAAGCCCAAUCGGUCUAUGGCAUUCCGCACAGCACCCUGGAAUACAAAGUUAAAGAACGUUUGGGGACCUUGAAACAUCCCCCAAAAAAGAAAAUGAAGCUGAUAAACCAGGGCGAGGAACAAGGUGUUUCAAAGUCCCCCAAAAUAGAAGAAAUCCAAAACUCCCAGCACAUUGUCUCUGAAAAGAAGGAGAGUGCUGAUGAGAAUGGGACUGAUUUCCAUGAUGAAAACGUUUCAUCAAAUGAGUAAUACAUCAAUUGCAUACUAACAAUAAUGUACUUUUAACCAUUGCAUUUGCCAGACAGUGGUAGUAGCUGACUUGGUUGACCAUAAAACCCUAAUAGUUAAUAGUUAUGUAAUUCUCACCCUAAUUUGUAUCAUUACAUUAAUAUGUACAUGUAUGGUCAUCUAUCUUAAACACUCAGAUGUACCCAUGCAAUACAUAUUGUGCCUAGAAGGCAUGCUUGCUAUUUAAGACUUUUUUAUGUAGUCAUACACUAAUUUCAGUUUAUUUGAUUAGAUUGCGAUUUGAAAAUAACAAUUUAAAGCUCUAUAAGUGUAUCUUUUACACAGAGCCAAAAGCUUGCCUAAGGAUGUGGCGCCCCUCAGUGUCUUUUCUCAGUAAUGGUCAUAUGUUCAGAGUGAACAUGUAGUGGAUUCUCUGAGUAUACAUUCCUUGCAAGGAAGGAUAUUUAUUAUCUAUCUAUCAAUAUAUCACAUUUAUGGAGGACCGUAUAAGCCGCUGUCAUUGUUUUGCAAAUGCAGUUUUGUGACUCCAGUGGACACGGGAUGUUUAACAGUCUGUCCACACACUAACAUAUUUAUUAUGUCAAAACACUAUGAUAUAUAAAAUAUUUAUUUAUUAUUCCAAUCUGUUGGAAUAGCAUAGUCUGUCAUUCUGAAUUUCACUCUCUUUUCAGUCUCAAUUAACAUUUUCUUAACUAGCAUCACUAUUUUGUCCACCUACAUUUUUCUUGUGUGUUUUUCUCUGCUGUAUGAUUGGUAAUAGUUUUCUUUCAUUGCCUUCACUGCACUCAGGAUAAGUUCAGAUUGGACUGCAAUACUUGUCAGUCAAAGUAAAUAUCUCUAUCAGAUAAUGCAUUACUGUAUACAUAGAAAUAUACCUCAGCUACAGAUAUGCUCAGCUAAAUCAUUGCCUCAUAGAAGUCACCUCUAAUGGGGAAGAAUAGCAUCUAUACCCAAAUAAGCCUUUUGAGGUAACAUUUCAGGAUGUCUUACUGACAAGUGUGUGUGUCCUACUCUCAGAUGUCUUCACAGCCUACCUUAAGUGGUUAUCAGUAGCAUUUCAGUGCUCAUGUAAGCCUUCAGAGCAGUUCAGUUCUAUGUAAUUUAGGGCUCAUAUUUUUUUAGAUUUCAUGUACUAUCUCUGGGAAGCGACACAAAAGUAGAAUUUGUAUUUUUGCUUUUGUUCUUUAAUUCAUCGAAACAACAGAAAAACAUUGUAUUUCUAUACAUAUGUAGAAUAUAUAUACAUACAUACAUACAUGCCUGCUGCAUGUGAUAACGAAUUGUCUCUUUUGGUCAGCAUCUUGUUUGUCUUGUAUUUUUGAGAAUGAUACUUUGUUGUGGCUUGUUAACAUUCGUUAGCUUGCCAAAUUAGCUAACCAAGUUACAAUCAUGCCUCAAUACACACACCACCUGUUUCUCAAGUUACCAAGGCAAAAAUUCAGUGAAAAUUGUUUUCAUUGGCUUGAAUCAGUGAAUGUACAGUAUUAUGUCAGGCUGAAUUGCAUUUAAGAGUUUAGUUAUUAACCAUUAUUGGGUCUGAUUUCCUGGUGCAGUUACAAACAAGCCCAGGUUUACUGUGUAUUUUUAUCAUUUUUUAAUGCUAUGGGGGAGUUUUAUUUGAAGUUGACUGCUGGCAUCCAAAACUAGUUUUUAGGUGAGGGGAAAAGAAAGAAACAACAUUCUCAUGUUGAAACCAACAAGGGUGUGAGUUGACUUUUUUUUCUGACUCGAGAUAUUCCUGUGUCGCUACACCAAAGCUCAGACUGAAACCAUUUCUUUAAAAUUUAUACUAAUAUUGGGUCUUGGUCCUGUUCUGAUUCAAAACUUUUACAGAAGACUUGCUCCCAUUUUCAUUGAAUUUUUGCCUGAUUUUUUUUCUCAGCCUAGUCCAUUGUUGCUCUAUCAGGACACCUCAUUGUGCAUUAUCACUUUUACCUCAGGACUCUCCAGAAUAUGGGAUCAUGACCCAUUAUUCUUUUAUCAGGUUGACACACAGCUCUAGCAAAUCUUGGUAAUGAUGUUUUUGCAAAUUUUGCAGCCUUCAGAUGUAGUGUUGCUUGAACUCAGAUAUAAUAUUAGCAAUUAAAUUUUACAUAAAAUUGUCUAGAUUGUAAACAUGGUAAAGUGAGAAUUGGUUCAGCAGCAAAAUGCAGUUCAGGGACUUGCACACUUGUGUAUUAGUAACACUGUAACAAUAAUACAACCAUAUGUUCGAUGGUAAACUUAGUGACUAACUUGUUGGGCUUCUGUUAUUCUCUGUUUGUAUACUGCCACUUGCUCUAAAUGCAAGGACUUUUUAGUUAGUUUUUUAUAUAUGGUUUCCAUUUUCUCUCAUUAUGAAGGUAAAAAUCAGGAUUAUUUGUAACUGAUUAACCACUUUAAAUAUCUUAUUUUUUUUCACAUUCACAAAAUACCAGAAUAGCUUGAAGCAUUUGCUUCAUUGACACUUGUACAAUUAAGUAAAAUUUUGUCACAUAUUCACUGUCAUCACUUAAAUUGUUCUUGCAUUGACAAUCAUCCAGCAUUACUCAAGUCACACUUUAUUUUCUAAUGUAUUGUUAAAUAAUAUGUAGACAUACAGGCGCUUUGGGUGUUUUGAUGGGUGAAUUAUGUUUUUGUGCUCCUCAGUUUCUAUUGUAGCAAAUUUAAUGGUUGACUACCUCAUCUGGAAAUCCCAUAUCACAGUCUACUCUUCUCAUAGCUGUUUUAUGUAGCAAUUUCUCAUGCACACAAUACACAGUUUACUGUAAGAUUUUUUUUUAAAUGAAGGAAAAUAACUUGCAGAAAGAGUGAUCAGAAAGAAAAUGUAACGGCAGAAAAUAUCAAAGUUCAACCAUAUGUAAAUAUUUCAGUGUAUCCUUGUAUUUAAUUGUGCCCUGCUCUAUUUAAUGGUUUUCUGAUUUCAUUUUUUUCCUCUUUGGGUUGGGGAUGGAGCGUUUAAGGGGCGAAUUCUUGUUGUUUUGUUGUGGCGUGUAUUUUUGAUGGUCUCCUGCUUUGGAGGAACCAUUUUGUUCCUAAAGUCGGGAAAGAAUUUCCCCCCCUGUUAGAUACCUUCUUAAACUGAUAAUAUAUUUGGAAUUAUUUUGUUAAUGCAGUAUUUAUUAAUCAAUAUUGAUUAAUUAAUAGUUUUAUUAUCACUUAAGUAACCAUGAAUGUAAACAGCUUUAAUAAAAUGAAACAUCAGGAGUUUAUAAUGCAUAAAAGGUAUAUUUAGAUGUCUUAUAUGAUAGAUGCGAGAGGGUAAGAUUUAAGACUGUCCUACCUUAUUCUGACACAAGUUGGUUAUCUUUUGCUUGAUAAAUAUAUGAGGACCAAAGUCUUUUUUUCAACUGCAUAUGAUGCGGCUCUUCAUAUGACUAACGAGUAUCUCUGUCCAUAGAAACAUGUUUAGUCUUUGUAUAUAUGAUUUAACACAGCAUAUAAAUGAUGACACUGGGUGUAUUUUGCAUGAUUGGACUACAUCGUGCGUGUUAUUGGGUAGUGGGUUGUAUGUGGUGAAAUUUCUCUUUGAGGGUGUUUUAUUGAAAACAAAUACUGGAGUGUUGGUGUGUUAACUGUUAAGUCAUCAAUGUAUUAAGUAUAUUAACUGUGACAGAAAUAUUACUAAACCAGUUCAAAUUCUGAUUAAGGAUUCACUAAAUAUGUGAGAUAAUAUGCCCUUGUAUGGUAGUAUGUAGUUGCCAGAUUAUUUAUGUCCCAGAUGUAUAGUAUAUGAAUAUUGUGGAUGAGUUAACACAUCCGCAUGUGUGUGCUUGUGAAAUAUAGUGAAACUCAGUUGUAAUUUGGUUUGCUUGUGCUUGUUAGCUUGGGUAUUUACUUUCACUGGAAGAAAAAGGCAUGUUCUUUGUGUUGGUUCUUUACUGCAAUGCUAAGUGAAACAGAGAGCAAAACUCUCAGGGAUGAAACACUUACCACUACUUAUUCAGGUACUCCACUUUACUCCUUAGACCUUGCAAGCAGGGAUGUGUUUAUUAGCUUAGCAAAAAAAAAAAAAAAAAAAAAGUCAGGUUCUAGUUCCAGCAAAUGUUAUUUUUUUAACCUCUAAAAUUUAUUUUUAAAUCUCCAAAAGUUACAGUUGAGAUAUUUUGGCAUACUGUACAAAUCACUUUGUGUUCAGAGCCGAAAAGAAACUCUUAGUACAUCUUUUUACUGUCAUAUUAAUUUUAUUCUGUUGCAUAAUGAAUGUCAAUAUAACCUUAGUGCAGGUAAGAUGUUGACCAGUGGGGUUUUUAAUUAACAACUUUCUUUCCAGGUCAGUGCCUCAAGCAUCAUAGAUUAAAUAGAAAAAAAAACUGUUUAAUGAAACACCCCAAAACUGCACUUUUGCAUGUCAACACAUAGUUCUUAGAGUCCUCUGACUUGCGUUACACACUUUACAGCUUUUAGGCCUCCCACUUCAGAUGUUUUUGUAGCCUUUGUGAUAUAAAGCUGAAAUCUGUAUUUAAAAAUACCAAAACAAUAUGUAACAGUUGUAUUGUUUUGGCCAUAAAUCUGAUGGAAUAUACUGAGACUAAAAGAAGGAAAUUUACCAGAAGCUUUUAGAGUUUCAAGUUUCACACCUAAGUUACCAGCUUGAUCCAUGAAAUUUCACUUUGCCACCAUUUUAUAUUGCCAGAAGCCAAAACGGAAUGGAGAUUAUGUUCAAGAUUGCCACUAGUUAUUCCACUGUCUUUGCUGUAGCUCAAAUUUGGAAAAAAAAAAAAGGCAUGUGAACAGAUUACAAUUUUCAGCUUCACAAAAUAAAAAUAUUAGUAGAAUGGUAUGUGAUAGUGCAUUUAUAUUUAAAGUUAGAUUAAUGUUAUAUUAGUUUGUAAUUCUCAUAUUUUUAAACACAGUGAUCAACAGACUAUUAAUUUUAUUUCUGUCGAUCUUGCAGUUGCCAGCACCUCUUGUGCUGCAGUAUACGCUGUGUGAAAAGCAAUUUAUCUUUUCAAUAUUUAACUUAGCCUUGUGACAUGUCACCUCAGGAAUCCAGAUAGGGUUUCAUUUUUUCAAUUCUCUUGUCAAAACACCACAGCGUAGCUUAGGAAGGUCUUGAAAACAAACCUUUCAUACUUACUGAAAUAUUUUUUUGGCAUAAUGUGAUAGAAAUGUUCCAAAGUCAUCAGAAAAGUUUGUCCUAGACCUGCCACACUGAUACAUAUUCAGACAAAAAUACAAAAUAAUAAUAAUAAUUAAAAAAAAGCCCCCCUUCCCCAGUUAACUAUUCAUACAGUUACCGAUAUGAAAUUUGUAUUGGCACAACAAAAACCUCAUAGGUAUUAAUAAUUAUUAUUUUGUAAAUCUUUGGUGAUGCUUGAUUUUUCUUUUACUGGAUAAUUUGUCUUAAGUUGUUGAGCACUUGUAUCUAAAUAUCACCCUUUGCACUAGUCACUAAGAAACUCGAAAUGAAAACUUAACAAAACUGAUGUACUCAAUAUUUGCCCCUAAUGUAUUUGCUAUUUCAAGUGAUAAAUGUGUUUGACUUGUUUUAAUCAAAGUGAGCUACCGUUACUAAAUGUCUUGUGCAUGUAUAAUUUUUUUCUUGAUGUAUACUGUAAAAACAGCACUUGUGCAAAGAUGAAAAAUGUAGUAGCUGUAAUAAUGUUAUUGGUCAAGUUCACUGGAUGAAUGAUUCACUUUUAAAAAUCACUUAUUCUUCUAAUAAAUAUGCAACUAUAAACAUUGUAAUAAA
This is a messenger RNA of Amphiprion ocellaris (clown anemonefish), 7525 nucleotides long. RefSeq names its product ligand-dependent corepressor. Gene Ontology annotation, molecular function: DNA binding. The record is from RefSeq and is a predicted model, not a curated record. Gene Ontology annotation, cellular component: nucleus. Bases 31 to 1851 code for a protein of 606 amino acids. Gene Ontology annotation, biological process: regulation of transcription by RNA polymerase II. The transcript is spliced from 7 exons. NCBI's taxonomy places the organism in Eukaryota, Metazoa, Chordata, Actinopteri, Pomacentridae.